AGCUUGUUGAUCACAUCCGGGCCAUCAAGGCCACAAACCUCAAACGUUCGUCCACGGUGGACGAGGACGCCAAACGUUUGAACGGGAGCCUUUACGAUUUGUUCAACGAUUUCUUGGGAGACGGCCAAACCGAGGAGGGCAACGAAGAGGAAGGGGAAGAGGCGACGGGGCCGGAGGAGGAACGAGAGACGCGGGCGCCGAGCGAUGCCGGGAAAGAGCUGGAGACCAUACAGGAGAAGGUGGAUCACGUGGACGACGACACGACCACCCAGAGCGAGAAGUCGACCGUGUCAACGGCCCACACGGAAGAUUUCCAUUCUGUGAGCCAGAGAAUGUCGGACACCAUGUCCACCAAGGGUUCUUCCCAGUUCAGUCGCAAGAGCACCGAGGUG
This is a messenger RNA of Lymnaea stagnalis (great pond snail), 392 nucleotides long. NCBI's taxonomy places the organism in Eukaryota, Metazoa, Mollusca, Gastropoda, Lymnaeidae. The record is from the annotation of a GenBank genome assembly.